This is a messenger RNA of Magnolia sinica, 2172 nucleotides long. RefSeq lists its product as uncharacterized. The record is from RefSeq and is a predicted model, not a curated record. The transcript has 5 exons. Lineage: Eukaryota; Viridiplantae; Streptophyta; Magnoliopsida; Magnoliales; Magnoliaceae. Bases 306 to 560 code for a protein of 84 amino acids. Gene Ontology annotation, biological process: translation reinitiation; formation of translation preinitiation complex. Gene Ontology annotation, molecular function: translation initiation factor activity; mRNA binding.
CUCUCUCUCUCUCUCUCUCUCUCUCUCUCUCUCUCUCUCUCUCUCUCUCUCGCCCCCUAGCAGCUCCUCGCUCGAUAAUCCCCAAAACCCUUUUCUCCCUCUCACUCUCCACAUCUCCCUCUCCUUCUAUCUCUCUCGAUCUCCCUCUCCCUCCAAGUGCACCCCAAAACCCUCCUCUAUCUCUCUCGAUCUCCCUAUCUCUCUCGAUCUGCAUCUCCGUCUCCUCUUGAUCUCCCUAUCUCUCUCAAUCUCUAUCUCUCUCUCAAUCUCUAUCUCUCUCUCGAUCUAUCUCUCCCUCUACAACAAUGACGUAUCGUCUCCAGCAACGGCGCAUCCUCUCUAACAUCAUCAGAACCACUCUAAGUGUGGCCAGCAGCCCCCGCCCUUCACCUUGUCCCCGGCCAUUUCUGGAGAAACAAGAAGUUAUCAUCGAAAAGGCUGUUCGAAAUAAACACAAAUGUGUCACAAUUGUGAAAGGCCUUGAACUCUUUGGUGUUAAACUGAGCGAGGCUUCAAAGAAGCUUGGAAAAAAAUUUGCAAGGGUGGGUAUUUGCACUUGACAUUCUUACCUCCUAUUGCACAUCGUAUCAUAAAGGCCGAGGCCCCUCACUUACAUUAAGGACAUCAAUUUUCACUAUUAGGUGGAUUUCUGUAGAAAUGUUUGCCUUUGUGAUUUUUGAUGCUCAUUUAAUGGUAAUGAGUAAAAUGCUUCCAAGAAACAUUCCACAGGUGUGCAAGACUUAUCUUGGUUAUGGCGUUCAUGAAGUAAUUCAACAAGAUAGGUACUUGUGUUCUCAGUACUUUUAGUUGUGCAGAUUAAACAUUUCUCCAGUUAUUUUGGCUUGGGGUACUUAAUAUAUCUUCGCUAAAACCAUUCUGUGUAGAUUAAAGAGGUGAUGGGCUGUCUUGUUUCACCUUUCCAAGGCACAUUUAUUUAAGAGAAAUUCUUAGAUGGCUUCUUGCUAAUAAAAGUAUUGACUCUCAAUUGAAAUGAUGAGCCAAACCUCAUGUAAUGUGAACAUGUCAAUUUUAGAUUUCUUCUCUCCCUCUCUAUGCUUGAAAGAAUGGGAUUUUGGUUCAAAUGCAUAAGAUGGACAUUGGAAUCAUUGGUGUUCUUUGAUAUUUUUUUCCUUUUCUACUCUGGCUUGUUUUUGUGUAACUCAUGAUCUAGGGUGCUUUUAACUUUCUCAUACACAUUCAUUCAUCUAUCCACGUGCACAUUCUAUUCAAUAUAGAGAAAUUAAUCAACCCUGUCUAUUUGGUUCUUGAUCCAUGGUCCACCUCCUAGUAUCCCCUAAAGCAUGACCGCAGUGAAACAUUUUAGAGCAUGGUGAUGUAACACUUUUAACUUCUGGGUUUUUAGGUCAUUGUACCGUCAACUGCCAGAUUGGGAUGACAAUGAGCCAUUUCACAUGGAUCCAACACCUCUUCAUAUGGGACAGCAUCUGCACUGCACAGGUCAUGCACCAACCUAGCAAAGUUCCCUACUUAUUAGGCCUUGAUUCUCAUGACCUAUUGCAGCUGGCAAUGCAGAAUUUCUAAGUUUGCCAUUUGAGAGUCUUGUGUAUGUUGCCAAAUUGGAUAAAUCACGAGGAACACAUGCAAGACCCAGUCAUUGGAAUCCAUAAGUUAAUCAUGCACCAAGCUAGCAAAGUUCCUUUCUGCUUGCUUAAUAGUCUGCCCAGUUUUGAAACUUUUGAGGUGGGAGAUAAUUUUAUACCAUGUAAGUAUUCAUAUGAGGUUUUCAAUGAUUUUUUGGAACUACAUUCAUUACUUUAUCUUUGUGCUCUUGUAAAUUCAUUACUUUUUAUAGUAGUUUAAGCUUGUCUAUGCAUGUAUAUUUAUUUUGUCCAGCCAGGUGAUAUGCACUGCUAACAUCCACACCUUCAUGUGGACUUUAACACAUCCACACUUUCACAUGGCACAUUGAUGCAUACUGUCCACUUGUACUAUACCACUAUUGGAAAGCCAUGUUACAAAAAUCACUCUGAUUGUAUGAUUUAACCAUUCCUCUCCUUUUCCUAGCUCAUUUGAGUGAUGGCUUCACACACUGUUGAUCAUUGCCAAAGCCGGCCACACGAUGAGGUAGAGAGUUGGUCAUCCAUUUGUCUUUCUUCAUAGCAACAACCGAUCAUUCUCUAUUAUAAGGGAACCUAAAAACGAACAAGAUCA